Eleginops maclovinus (Patagonian blennie) is the source of this 1146-nucleotide messenger RNA. RefSeq names its product asialoglycoprotein receptor-like 1 (gene asgrl1). The record is from RefSeq and is a predicted model, not a curated record. Lineage: Eukaryota; Metazoa; Chordata; Actinopteri; Perciformes; Eleginopidae. Gene Ontology annotation, molecular function: signaling receptor activity. The transcript is spliced from 8 exons. Bases 214 to 924 code for a protein of 236 amino acids.
UUUUUAUCACCUAAAUUAUAUUUUCCCCAAAAACAAAACUGUGCAUUUUGGGUAAAAGACUUACAUUUUAUAGGGGACAGAGCAAAGUCUUACGUCCUGUGUUUGAUUUUUGGAUAGUAGAUAGAAGUAUUCCUCUUUAAAAGGGAGGACUUUGUUUGAUUUCAUGGUCAGAGUCCAACAGUGAGCUCUAGAGAGAUUUUGUCUGAUGAAGUAAUGGAGUCUCAGUAUCACCAGUUUGGUUCGUCUGGUAACAGCUCUGUCCAUGGAGAGACACAACUGACUGCACAAACAGGUUUGAAGAGGAUCCUGGUGUGGGUCCUCUAUGGAGUCCUGGUGCUGCUGCUGCUAAUCCUGCUCAUGGUCACAGGGAUAAAAUUCUCCCAACUAAACAAAGAAAUCACUGAUGUCAAACUCAACCUCAACAGAAUCAUCAACAGAGGAGCAUCGUCAUCGCCAAGUUCUGGUGCAGCAACUGUGCAGGACGUCGGUUUAACAAAACUUGUCCCAGUUCGAGGAGCCUGCAAGGAAGGAUGGGUGUCUUAUGAGAGGAGCUGCUACAAGUUAUCCAUCAACUCACUGACCUGGAGCAAAGCGGAGGACCAAUGUCGAGCACAGGGAGGACACCUGGUGGUUCUGAAUAAUGCAGAAGAACUGGAUUACAUUUCAAGAAUUGUUGAAAUCAAAUACAAUUAUUGGAUUGGACUUGUGGAGCGAGGGAACGAGGGACACUGGAGCUGGGUGGAUGGAACGGACAUCAAUUCAACCCCAAGUUUCUGGGAUAAUGGUCAGCCUGAUGACUGGGACUUCAGAGAGAACGGAGAGGACUGUGGGCAGAUUCACGCUUCUGUGAGUCGCAAACGCAAGAUGUGGAACGACGCAGACUGCAGCCUGACGUAUAAAUACAUCUGUGAGAGCAGAGUGUGAGAGGCUCACUUUCAGAGGAGAGCGUUUGAAACAUGGUGGUGGAGUUGCAAACAGGGUGUAGGUUUUGCAAUUGGUUUGUUCCCAUCAAUUUGUGUAUUUCUUUGUCUUUCAUUUGUUUGCAAUUGAUGACCACAAUGAAAAUAAAUGUCUUUAGUAAUGAUGUAAAGAGCCAUCCUCUAAGAUUUCUUUUUCAAUGCCUAAUAAAAAACAAAUCAAACACGA